This is a messenger RNA of Linderina pennispora, 1350 nucleotides long. RefSeq lists its product as uncharacterized. Lineage: Eukaryota; Fungi; Kickxellomycota; Kickxellomycetes; Kickxellales; Kickxellaceae. Bases 1 to 1350 code for a protein of 449 amino acids. Gene Ontology annotation, biological process: amino acid transmembrane transport. Gene Ontology annotation, molecular function: amino acid transmembrane transporter activity. The transcript has 2 exons. The record is from RefSeq and is a predicted model, not a curated record. Gene Ontology annotation, cellular component: vacuolar membrane.
AUGGCAAAGCAAGAGGAAAGCACAAGCGUCAGCUCCUCUGUAUCAUAUCCCGCUGAGAAGGAGGCCGUCGGCGAGCACGCCAAUGGCGAUGGUACCAGCCAGGCCGACGAUGGUGACAAGUACAAUCACGCGGUCAAGCGCAGCGGCUCGUGGAUCGGCGCUGUCUACAACAUCAUGUGCAUUAGCGUCGGCACCGGCACCAUGAACCUGCCUGCUGUUGUACGUCGCAGCGGCUGGUUCGGCGUCAUCCUAAUGGCGCUAAUGGCGUUAAUCGGCUGGUUCGUGGGCAUUCUGUUCCGUCGCGCCAUGUAUUCGCGUCCCGGAAAGCGCUUCUUCAGUUUCUCGCAUGUGACGCAGGCCGCGUUUGGCCGGUACGGCAAGAUUGGAUUCUGGUUCGCCACCAUCGUGACGUACGUCACCUGCUGCGGGACAGUCAUCUCCUGGAUCAUCAUCUGCGGUACGCAGAUCAGCCGCCUACUCGGCUUUGCCAACGUGCACCUGAGCGAGAAGAUAUGCAUGACCAUCAUUGCCAUUAUCAUGUGGGUGCCGUUUGCCAUCCUCAAGAUGGUCAGCGAGAUCACUAUUUCGUCGCUGUUUGGUGUGCUCACUGCGCUCUUCACUGUCAUCACGCUUGGCGUCAUGUCGAUCAAGCACCGCCCGAACUUCAGCGAGCCCCCUACCCACCAAUUCAUUAUCGGCAGCGGCAUCCCGUCCGCUCUGGCCUCCAUCGCCUUCAUGUACUCGAGCGCCAUCUUCUUCCCCCACAUCGAGGGCAACCUGAAGAAGCCGCAUCAGUUUUCCUGGGCCCUGGGCCUGGCCAACAUACUCGUGUGCGGCUGCUACACAAUCGCUGCUGCCACCGGCUACAGCGCUUUCGGUAGCCAGACCGUCUCGCCCAUCCUCAACAAUCUGCCCAACAUGGCCAUCAUCAACGCGGCCAACAUCAUCAUCAUCAUCCAUGUGAUUUUUGCCUCGCCGAUCGCCCUCGUGACCACGAACCUGGAGCUGGAGAUGGCGCUGGGCGUCAUGCCAGAGAUUAUUGGCAAGAAGAAGGAGCUGUUUUGGCGCCUGGUCAUGCGCACGGUGACCAUAGGCAUCCUGCUCGGCGUCUCCAUCGCGAUUCCGUACUUUGGCCAGUUCAUUGACCUCAUUUCGGCGCUGUCCUGCACUGUUGCAUUCUUCAUGGUCCCUAUCUUCUGCUACGUCAAGCUCAUCGGCUGGCGCAACAUCCCCAAGUGGGAGCUCGCUCUGUGCUUCAUCCUCGUCAUCAUCGGCAUGAUCGCCUGUGUCUGGGGUCUCAUUGAUGCUGUCAAGGGCCUGAGGACUGCCAUCCAAAAUGGUCGUGGAUAG